GAGGCCCAGUCAAGGCUGACCCUACACGUGGCUCGCACGUGGUCCCGCGGUACAGAGAGAGUGGCUGAGCGAGGUGCCUAAAGAGGGAUACCAAACAGAUGCAUGUCGCAAUUACACGAAGAGACAGAAGAACAUACGCAGGGAAAGACGAUGCAAAUUUAAUAAAAGUGAAGCGAAAGUUGGCAAGACACGUCGUGGCUAGAAGGGGGGAUGAUGACCGACGGCCAAUAUCGACGGGAGCGCCCACCGAGGAGUGGCUAAUGAGAGGAGACGAAUCGUUUGUCCACUUGAUUCAAAGCAUUUAUGAAGAUGUUUUGGAAAAACACCUCAAGAAAUGUAACGCAAGGGAAAAAUCCAAACCGGCUUACUAUGUGCGAGAUAUCAACUGUGGAGAAAACGAUGAUCUGCCUUCAAAAGAACAGGUUGCGUUAUCCUCGCUCUCAGCAGAAGAAAUGUCAGCGCUAAUAAGCAAAGUACAAGGUGUAUUUCAAGGCGCAGAGGCGGUGCUGGAGCUUCGUGUCCUGUCCCACCCAGCCCUGCAGCAGGAGCUGACAGAUCCCAGCAAUGGAAAGUCAGCCCUCAAACAUCUCCAGCAGCAGGCAUCCAUAGUGGGCCACCUGUCGAGCCUGGGCCUGCUGGGAGCCGACCGCUGCUACGUGGAGUUUGGCGCCGGGCGGGGGAAGCUGUCCCACUGGGUGCGGCGUGCCCUGCCCGGCGCCACGCGCGGCGUCUCCUUCCUGCUCGUGGAGAGGUGCAGCACGCGCUUCAAGGUGGACGGGAAGCACCAGGAAGGGGACGUGGAUUUCCGCCGCCUGCUGAUAGACAUUCAGCACCUUCACCUUGGUAAUAAAGCCAGUCUCUUCAGGUGCCACAGCUUCAGGAUAAGGGGACGUCUGUGGUGGCCAUCGGAAAGCAUCUGUGUGGAGCGGCAACAGACCUGGCCCUGCGCUGCCUCAUGGAGACCCUUCCGCGGCACGGCACCCGGGCCGCAGCGCCAGGACUCGCCGCCUGUGGGGAGGAGGCCCCCGGCCAGGCCCCCUGCGAGACCGGCACGGGCCCCACGCUGGGCAUCGCCAUCACGCUGUGCUGCCACCACCGCUGCAGCUGGCCGGCCUACGUCGGGAAGGAGUAUUUUUGCUCUCAGGGCCUGGGCCCAAAGGAGUUUGACCUCAUCCAGAGGAUGUCCAGCUGGGCCACCUGUGGCUGGAGGAGACCGACGGACCAAGUGCCGGACAACGGAAAUGAAGACGCCACAAGAGAAGAGAGGGCGAGCAGACAAGGAGGAGUGGAGUGGCAUGCAGAGGAGGAGAUGGAGGCCAUUGAUCAUGCUGCACCUUGUCAGGCAGAAGAUCAAAUCAGCUACGGCCGGAGCCGUGCAGAGCGGGAGCAGCUGGGCCGGCUGUGCAAGCGCGUGCUGGACGAGGGCCGAGUGCGCUACCUGCGCGAGUGGGGCCUCACGGCCCGGCUGCAGCGCUAUGUGGAGGCCGGCACCACCGUGGAGAACGUGCUCCUCACUGCUCGCUCUGCCACCGCCUCCUGAAGCCACCGGCCCGUACCGUCUGGAGAGCUCAGCUGAUGCCUGGCGGCAAGGGCGCCAAGAAAAUGUACCUUGGUGACACCAGUUGGAAGACAGCCUCCUUGUCUGCCAUGGAAUCACCACCAUGCCCAGAAGUAUUUAUAUGUACCUAUGUAUAUUUUAACUGUAGGAAAAACUAAGAAGAGCCAGAGUGUACAGUGCUGGCAGUUGGGGAAAUUGUAAAAAAAAUUGGUAUGGACAAUUUUCAAAUGUUAUAGACACGAGAAUGGAUAUGUUGGUGACACAAAUAGAAAGGUCUAAGGAGAGCCAUCCAUGAAAAAGAUUAAUUGAAAUGUUCAUGAAGGCAGGGUGGAGGAAGAGCAGAAAUGGUUGGGUUGGGGAUUGGUUUUUCUCCCAGUUAUCCCUCAAGGUCUCCAGCUGUUGAGCAAACUCGUGCAUGUGACCUUUGAUUUCACUUGUUUAUCCUUUGCUGCCUUGUACUAUUAGACAUGGAGAUACGCAUGGGAGCCCAACAAUAGACUUUUAAAUGAAUUUAUUAUGGAUGUGAUUAUAUAAUGCUCAAAAGCCAUCACCCCAGCCUGGAUGUCCCAUUCUUGGAGUUGGCAACAUCUGCAUAUUUACCUACAGCUGGCAAGGAACAUUCACCAAGCAUGCUUCCAUAAGUAUAAAAACUGUUUUAUUUAACAUACAGCAUACAAUGCAAAGGUAUCCGUUACAGUUCUACAUAGUCAAAUGCAAUUGGUGUUUACUGCAAAAGUCACAUGGUGUCUACAUUAUUAAUGCACACUCGCUAGCAGGAUAUGUUGUGUUAGACCAAACACUAUCACCAUUUUGACACCAGAGCAGCUCACAUCUGAUAUGUUACACUACAUUAUUACUACUUGUAAAAACAGCCUUUUCUUCUGUGUCACCUACAAAAACAAAUUUGAAGGCCAUGUAAAGUGUCUGCAACUGUGGCCUAGUUCCUGCUCAAAAGCACCAGCAUCUCGUGGGGCAGUUGGAAACCGAAGCCAAGUCCUUGUGCAUGGGAUUCAUGAAGACGUUGCAGCUUAUCCACCAUUAGUCGACGUUAAUUUAAAAAGUGCUUCCUUGGGCUGGGCAGAGCACAGCCCGGGGCCCUUCCACUUGAAUUUGUGAAUCUGCAAUGCGUUGUGCUUCAGUCACAAGUCAACAUGUAUUGUACAUCUUGACUUAAAGCUUUCAUGACUGCAGGAGUUAAUGUUCUUUGGGUCUUUUGGUAAAGUCACUUACAUAGGCUGAAAGAAAAUAACGAUGCUUUUUUUCUCCUCCUUAUGAUGGUCACUUGUGUUGUGAUUGAAACGGCAUAGUUUUUUCUUAUUUUCUUUCAACCAUCUACGUGACUUUACUGAAAGACCCAAAUAAUAUGUAUUGUUACAUUGUGGUGAAUGUAAUGACCAGUGUUUGCACAAACCCAGCACAUACAACAUGGAAUAAAACAAAUUGCUACUUACAAGCGCUGUUUGACGGGUGCUUGUGAAGCAACGGAUCAUUACCCCUCUACGUCAUUCUCAGCAGCUUUGUCUUCACGGAAUCAAUGAGCUUUUAUUCUAAGGUGGCACUACAAAAUGUGAAUACUUUCAUUGUCCAUGUUGUGGUGUAAGCAGUCAGAUUGAGUGCGCCCAUCAACGGAGGGAAGGGGCGUAGGCACUUGAGGCUGAAUGCAAUACUGAACGUGUGACGCAGCCGCUGGCCCAGUGCUGACGUUAGCCGAGCUGCAGACUCAGGGAGACCACGGUGGUGUAUUCUGGGCUCGUCUCUAAAAGCCACAACGGAGAGAGAGAGAGGUCAAUGCUGCCAUCGAAGUUAAUGAACACUUACAGGACAACACUGCAUCAGCCACUUCGUUUCAGCAUAAUUACUACAUCUGCAUUACGUUGGCCCUGCGGACAUGAUUCAGGUGGCAGUGCUAAAGGGGAAGUUCCAACACCAAGAAUGAAACUAGCCUCCAUCGCUCACACCACUUGGCAGACGGGCAUCUACUCGAGGGUAUUUGGCCUACUCUUCCAUGCUGGCAAGAUGCCUUGUAACAAGUAUCCCCUUUACAGUUCGCACAAUGCACAGCAUAAGGUUACUAUGGACAUGGAGUAUUAAAUAUGCAUUCAAUGGCUGUCAUUAACUAUGUUACAUUGGCCAACAUAACACACAAGCUAAUAAUUUGCAUCAUCAGCCUUUCCACAAAAAAUAAAAGUAUUGUUUACACAUCCACUCAACCACAUGGCCUAGUGGUGCAUAAUUUAAGAAACAAGCACAUGGUUGUUUUAUUGGUUUGAUUGAACUAGAACCCAACUCUUUCAGAGAGGGUCCUUGCCUACGAACAUUCCACAGUUUCAGCAAGGCUGGCUGCUGGUGAGACUCAAAACCGGUCCUGAGUUUGCUUGUGUUGAAUCUAAUACUGCUAAAAUUAUGCACUCCCAUAAGUCUGGGUGGCUGAUGCGAUGUGUAAAAGACAUUUUUUAACACGGAGGGACAGAUGUGGAAAUGUAUUGCAUAACACGGGUAAAGAAAUUUAAAUCCAAGUUGUGGUGCGGCACCCUCCGUCGUCGUUUUGCCGUAACAAAGGCAACGUGCGGGCCCAGGACACAUACCUCUCUUCUGCAGGUCCUGGAAGUACGACGUCAUGAACUCCUUCCCCAUGUCCUCUUGCUCUGCGUCGACGACCUGCAGCCGCUUGUUGAGCGGUGGGGGGGAUGUCUGCUUCGUGGUCCUCAUCUCCUGCAGCCGGUUCUCCCUCAUGUCCAGGAUCCUGGCCCCACAUGGGUCCCAGGCACCACGUGACGCACACAACUAGACGCGCCGCGUGUAUUUGGCUGAAAGAGGCGACGUUAUUUGUCCAUAAAAUUCACUGGAGUGGAGAUUGAGAUAGGGCAGGAGCGAGGGGAGAUACAGCGCCACAGAGUGGAGGUCACUGCUGGACGGGAGCGGUGAUGGGGAGGGAAGGGAAUUCAGGGAGGCCUUCGUCCAGCAGUCGGAUGGUACAAGCUGACCCUGCGAUGUUAUAAACAAAACUAUUGACACCCUGGAAGGGUCUGCGGGAAAAAAACGUCAAGAAAUAAGCUUAAAUGAUCGCAGGCACAUAUCGAAGAUUAAACGUAAAUGUGAUGACCAGGCGAUAACGGAGUUCUGCUGUUGUGUGUGUGAUGUUCACGAGAUGGUGGUGCUGGUGAAGCCCCCUGGCUGAACACCGCUCGCUCACUUGAGGUGGGGCAGCUUGUAGAGCACCGUGGGCACCUGCACCAGAUGGUCGGCGCUCACCACGAGCGUGCGCAGCUCACCCAUGUCGCUGAGCGCCAGGGGCAGGUAGCGGAUGCUGUUGUGAUGCAGCAGCAUGGUCUCCACUCGCUCGAGCCUGCGGGCAAGGGACAGCGGUGCUACUCGGUGCCCUCCACCAUCCGCAGCAGUGGCACCAGCCUGGUGUCUUGUGAGGCUGAAAACCACGCGAGCGCUCGCUCCCACGUUUGGUGCAUCACCUUACGCAAUAGAUUCCACUGUAACACCCCCAUUGAGAACCUUAAAUUAAACAUUUUAUUGAUAUGUCAAAAUACAUCGAUUGUCUUCAUUAUUAAUGUAGGGCCCUCUGAAAAGCUUCACGCUUUAAAACCACAAUCCCCUUGGGUGUCGACAUCCACCUCUGUAUUUGUGUAAUGAUCACGCUGUCUCUGCGGGAUAUUAUUGCUGUAACAUCACUGCACUGCGAACGUUUUAAAAAGUUACUUGUCGGAGCCAAUUUGCGUUAUGGGGUGUUAUCUUCAACGUAAAUAAAUAUAUUUUCCAUUAA
This is a messenger RNA of Petromyzon marinus (sea lamprey), 5333 nucleotides long. NCBI's taxonomy places the organism in Eukaryota, Metazoa, Chordata, Hyperoartia, Petromyzontiformes, Petromyzontidae. The record is from RefSeq and is a predicted model, not a curated record.